AGGGAUAAGAAAUUAAGAGGUGUACUCGGGAAUGAAAGAAAUAGGUAUGAGGAGAAGGAUGAGGGAUAAUUGAGUGGACGAGUCGAGGAGGUGCCAAGAAUAUGAAUAAGAUGGUGGCGAUGAUGACGACGACGAGUGUAUUAAACAUCUAUGUCGGUUGGGGCAUUCUUGUGACUGUUGUUGUGUUCCUUCUACUAUUAUUACUUUGGCAGCGUCACAGAUUUUUCUCUGCUUCUUCAUCCUCAUCCUCUUCCGUUUUUCUCUCCGAUUCUAUCAAUUCAAGCUCGAGAGCCACAAAUUUUGUGACACAUGCUGAUUUGAAGUUCUUAAUGGAGAUUUUGGAUGUGAAGCUCAAUGAAAGUGAUAAAUGGGAGGAUGUUAUAGAUAAAAGAAACCAUCAUCUAUGCUACACUGCAAAAUGCUGCAAGCCUAAGAAUGGUCCCCUGAGAUAUUUGAGCAAGACUGUGUUUAAUGAUAUUUCAUCUGAGAUGCUAAGAAACUUCUACAUGGACAAUGAUUACAGAAAGCAGUGGGAUAAAACACUGGUUGAGCAUAAUCAACUGCAGCUAGACAAAUCUGAUGGUACUGAAGUUGGUCAUACAGUUAAAAAGUUCCCUCUUUUGAGGCCUAGAGAAUAUGUGCUAGCUUGGAAGUUGUGGGAGGGGAGGGAUAAAACAUUUUACUGUUUCAUGAAGGAGUGUGAACAUCCUUUGGCACUGCGGCAAAGAAAAUAUGUACGAGUUGAGUUUUUUAGAUCUGGCUGGCGAAUAAGAGAAGUACCAGGGAGAAAUGCAUGUGAAAUCACAAUGUUUCAUCAAGAAGAUGCUGGUUUAAAUAUGGAGAUGGCUAAGCUGGCUUUUCGCAAGGGCAUAUGGAGCUAUGUAUGCAGGAUGGAUAAUGCACUUAGAAGAUACUCUGUUAUAAGCUAUCAUUUAUCAAGUUCCGUUACCACUUCAGUCAAUUUAAUGCAGAAGGUACCGGCUUGCUUGGACCCUAUUAGUAUUACAAGCAAGAUAUCUCCAGCAGAUCCUGCUGUCUUCCAUGAGCAAGUCAAUGAUGAAUCUCAAGUGCGAACGAUCCCUAGAAGGCCAUCAAGAAAGUUGCUAGCCAAUAGUUUGCUGCUUCUUGGGGGUGUAAUAUGCCUCUCUCGUGGUCACUCUAGCCUAGGUGCUAAAGUUGCCAUGGCAUACAUCUUAACAAAACUUAGUAAGCGUGGUGCUAGAUCAAAGCAAAGCAAACUAAGUUGAGUGUAAAUUUGAUUUUAUUUUAGUAGAUAUUUACACAAAUUUUAAAUAGUAUAUUACGAGUGUAUUUGGCAAGAAAUAGAUAAUAAGUUAACGCAAAGGUAAAAAAUUUUGGUUGAAUAAUCUGUUGUGUAUUUGGGUUCACAUUUGAAUAAUCAUAGAUCCGCGUUUAUUUUAACUUUUUCAAUUGUAACUUUUGUGUAAAACUUACGCAUACAUGUUAUAAAAUAUAGACUUAUUAGUG
Molecule: messenger RNA, 1488 nt
Organism: Abrus precatorius (Indian licorice)
Lineage: Eukaryota; Viridiplantae; Streptophyta; Magnoliopsida; Fabales; Fabaceae
Product: phosphatidylcholine transfer protein
Exons: 6
Coding region: 102-1247 (381 amino acids)
Molecular function (GO): lipid binding
Source: RefSeq, a predicted model, not a curated record